AGACGCACUCACACCACACCGAACCCCAACACGCACACUCCCCGGCUAUGGGCACCACAGGCCCCUGGCUCUCCCCUGCACACUCUCCCUGCCAGAUGACUGACACGUGUCCUCCCACACAUAACUCGGUCACACUCGCUCCUUUUCCAGGACACCCCCAUUCACCGCGUGACAGGCUGGUACUCUCCCCACGACCUCACAGGCCUCCCUGAAACUCCCAGUGCCAGGGCCACGAAGGGGUUAAAGCCAGAGUCCUGCCUCCCCGCUGCUCCUCUCCCCCUCACUCUCCCCCCUUUAUCCUCUCUGCUGGACUCCAUCAAUAAUGCAGCUUCAAGUUCUGGGGAGACCGCAGGGGGCCCCCCCCCAGCCGGCUCCAGGGGCCUUGGCUCCAACUCCCACCCUCCUCCCAACCCCAGGAGAACACGAUUCUCCGUGCUCAUUGGCCACUUUCUCCUAAGCCCUCCCUCCGAGCGCCCGGGCGCCAGUCCCAGGCGGAGGGGACUGGCUGGGGACCCCAAAGCCGGGACCCGAGGGGUGAGUCGGGCAGAGGCACAGAGACAAACAGAGAGGAAGAGAGGCUGAGGGAGGGAGGUGGAGAAGGGCGGGAGAGGCAGAGAGAAGAGACACGCAGAGACACUCAGGAGAGGAGAGACACUCAGGAGGGGACAGACAUCGAGACGCAGAGACACCCAGGCCGGGGAGCGCGAGGGAGCGAGGCACAGACCCGGCGCAGCAAGCGCGGCGGGCGAGCCCCGAUCCCAGAGAGCCAGGGGGCGCGCCCAACCCGGGCGCCGACCCUCCUCCCGCUCCCGCGCCCUCCCCACGGCAGGCGCGGUAUUUUUAUCCGUGUGCGAACAGCUCUCCUCCUCCUCCCGCGGCACAGCCAGCCGCCUGCGCGGGGGAGCCAAGCACCUACUGCCGCUGGGACCCCGAGUCGCGCGCUCCAGCCCGCCACCUGUCCCGCGAGCCAUGGACCCCAAGGACCGCAAGAAGAUCCAGUUCUCGGUGCCCGCGCCCCCUAGCCAGCUCGACCCCCGCCAGGUGGAGAUGAUCCGUCGCAGGAGACCAACCCCUGCCAUGCUCUUCCGGCUCUCAGAGCACUCCUCACCAGAAGAGGAGGCCUCCCCACACCAGAGAGCCUCAGGAGAGGGACACCACCACAAGUCGAAGAGAGCCAACCCCUGUGCCUACACACCCCCUUCACUGAAAGCUGUGCAGCGCAUUGCUGAGUCUCACCUGCAGACUAUCAGCAACUUGAAUGAGAACCAGGCCUCGGAGGAGGAGGACGAGCUGGGGGAACUUCGGGAGCUAGGUUAUCCAAGAGAGGAAGACGAGGAGGAGGAGGAGGAGGAGGAUGAAGAAGAGGAGGAAGAAGAGGAUAGCCAGGCUGAAGUCCUGAAGGUCAUCAGGCAGUCUGCUGGGCAGAAGACAACCUGUGGCCAGGGUCUGGAGGGGCCCUGGGAGCGCCCACCCCCUCUGGAUGAGCCGGAGAGAGAUGGAAGCUCUGAGGACCCAGCACUAAGUGAGCCUGGGGAGGAACCUCAGCGCCCUUCCCCCUCUGAGCCUGGCACAUAGGCACUCAGCCCUGCAUCUCCCAGGAAGAAGUGGAGGGGACAUCGCUGCUCCCCAGAAACCCACUCUAUCCUCGCCCUGUUUUGUGCCCUUCCCCUUGCCUGCUAGGGCUGUGGCUUCUGACUUCUAGAAGACUAAGGCUGGUCUGUGUUUGCUUGUUUGCCCACCUUUGGCUGAUGCCCAGAGAACCUGGGCACUUGCUGCCUGAUGCCUACCCUGCCAGUCAUUCCUCCAUUCACCCAGUGGGAGGUGGGAUGUGAGUCAGCCCACAUUGAAAAAUCCAGAAAACCGGGAACAGGAAUUUGCCCUUCAUAAUUCUACUCCCCAGAUCCUCUCCCCUGGACACAGGAGACCCACAGGGCAGGACCCUAAGAUCUGGGGAAAGGAGGUCCUGAGAACCUUAAGGUACCCUUAGAUCCUUUUCCAUCCCCUCUUCUAUGGAGGAUUCCAAGUCACCACUUCUCUCACUGGCAUCUACUAGGGUCCAGGACUAAGGCGUCUUUCUCCACAGCCUCAACAUUUUGGAAAACUUCCGCUUAUCACCCUUGCUCCUCCUGGGUCCCUGGAAGAGGGACUGGCAGAGACUUCUUUGUUGCGUUUCGUUUGUGCUUUGAUGCCAGGAAUGCCGCCUAGUCUAUGUCCUCAGUGGGGCACAUAGUGGGGGGCACUAGGUUUUCCUUGUCCCCCAGCUGCUCUGCCCCCUUCCCCUUCUUCCCUGACUCCAGGCCUGAACCCCUCCCGUGCUGUAAUAAAUCUUUGUAAAUAAC
Cebus imitator (Panamanian white-faced capuchin) is the source of this 2339-nucleotide messenger RNA. It is a transcript of the gene PPP1R1B, whose product is annotated as protein phosphatase 1 regulatory inhibitor subunit 1B. Gene Ontology annotation, biological process: intracellular signal transduction. The transcript is spliced from 7 exons. The record is from RefSeq and is a predicted model, not a curated record. Gene Ontology annotation, cellular component: cytoplasm. Gene Ontology annotation, molecular function: protein phosphatase inhibitor activity. The coding region runs from base 970 to 1575 and encodes 201 amino acids. Lineage: Eukaryota; Metazoa; Chordata; Mammalia; Primates; Cebidae.